AUGGCGAUAUUUCGUGUGUCAUUUCCCAUUUUGAUUGUGAUCAUAUUCCUUCUAUCAAGUCUUCAAAGCUCGACAGGGAGGAACCAUUUCCACAAGCAUAAGAAAAGUCCUCAAGACAGUGGAAACUACAUCUCUCAGCCCCCUCAGCUCUCUCCUGCUGUUCCUCCAACAGCUAGUGAUGACUUGUAUAAUUCUAGUUCAGAUCCAUGCGUUUUUGAUGUCAGGUCUUUCGGGGCCAUCGGCGAUGGAUCCACCGAUGACACCCAAGCCUUUCGAGAGGCCUGGAAGGCUGCAUGCGCCGCUGAAUCUGGCAUACUUCUUGUGCCAUCGGAUGGUGACUUCAUGAUCACUUCAACCAUCUUUUCAGGGCCAUGCCAGCCUGGGUUUGUGUUUCAAGUGGAUGGAGUACUGAUGCCCCCUGAUGGUCCUGAUUGCUGGCCGGAAUCUGACAGCAAGCGCCAGUGGCUUGUGUUCUAUAAACUCGAUGUGAUGACUUUGAGAGGAGAAGGAACCAUCGAAGGCAAUGGCGAGGAUUGGUGGAACCUCCCAUGUAAACCUCAUAGAGGGCCACAUGGUACUACAUUACCUGGACCUUGCGAUAGCCCGGCGUUGAUUAGGUUCUUCAUGAGCAGUAAUCUAACCGUGAAGGACCUACGGAUCGAGAACAGCCCUCAAUUCCAUAUGAAAUUCGACGGCUGCGAAGGAGUGCACAUAGAAGGCCUCAAAAUAAAUUCCCCAGCCCUUAGUCCUAACACUGAUGGUAUCCAUAUCGAGAACACAAAGUCUGUUGGCAUCCAUAAUUCCAUGAUAAGCAAUGGCGAUGACUGCAUUUCCAUCGGCACUGGUUGUUCUAAUGUCGACAUAGAAAAUGUUACCUGUGGACCUAGCCAUGGCAUAAGCAUCGGGAGCCUCGGCGUGCACAACUCGCAGGCUUGCGUUUCGAACAUAAGGGUCAAGAAUGCAGUGAUCAGGAACUCUGACAAUGGGGUCAGGAUCAAGACAUGGCAGGGUGGGAUGGGCUCAGUAACGAGCAUUAGCUUCGAGAACAUCAUCAUGGAGAAUGUUAAAAACUGCAUCAUUAUAGACCAGUACUAUUGCCUAAGCAAGCAGUGUAUGAAUCAAACAUCGGCGGUCUACGUAAAGGAUGUCUCAUACAUGAACAUAAAGGGGACGUAUGAUGUCAGGAGCCCACCAAUACACUUUGCUUGCAGUGAUGCCGUGCCAUGCACCAACAUCACCAUGUCUGAUGUGGAGCUGCUCCCAUUUGAUGGAGAGUUGGUGGAUGACCCCUUUUGUUGGAAUGCCUAUGGGAGCAUGGAGACACUAACAAUUCCACCCAUCUCUUGCUUGCAGGAUGGGGAGCCUCAGUCCAUCAAAGAGAACCUUAGAUUAGGUUGCUGAACUUGUUAGUGCUUCAGGUACAGCAAUUUAGAGACACAAUAACACAAACAGAGCUAAAGACCCAUAUGGUCAAACCUUUAUUUUUUCCAAUAUGUGGCUGUUGUGGGGAUUUAGUCAUGCUUGGGGGGCCCUCAUGGAGCUUGUUUUCAUGUAUUGAUCGGAACAUAUUAUGCAUGGGCUUAUUUCAAAGUGUCAAAAGUUCAGGUAGUUUGAGUAUAUUUGUGCACCUGUGGAAGGAACAAUGUUUGGCUCUGUUUAACUUCUGUAGCUGGUUCACUAGAAGAAACGGAUAGUGACGAGAAUUUUUCU
This is a messenger RNA of Elaeis guineensis (African oil palm), 1710 nucleotides long. Its product is annotated as polygalacturonase At1g48100. NCBI's taxonomy places the organism in Eukaryota, Viridiplantae, Streptophyta, Magnoliopsida, Arecales, Arecaceae. The record is from RefSeq and is a predicted model, not a curated record. Gene Ontology annotation, molecular function: polygalacturonase activity. Gene Ontology annotation, biological process: carbohydrate metabolic process.